AUGAAGACUCUUUCCGUGCCAGAGAAGGACGAGCAGCCUCUGAGUUUGGUUGCCAGGGGAGAGGAGGGCCAGACAGACUCUUUGCAGGUGCAUUGCAUUUGGACUGUGCAGAGAGUGACUGUCACAAGGGCCGACCACAGACUUCAUGGGGGAGAGUCGUCAGAGAAAGGAUGGAAGCUGAGCUGCUCAGAAGCAUCCCAGUUUGAUAACGGCCAAUUCCCUUGGUUCCGCGCUGCUUACAAAACCCCGGACUACCACACGCCUCUUCCGAAACGUGUGGAGUCACCGACUGCCUCUUUUCACCAGACCGUGGAGUACUUCUCACUCCAUGCACCCCAGAUCUGCCUGCCGCUAAUCCGGUGCGCCAGCCAACCGGCGGGCGUCUGUAGUGCAGCGGCUGGUUUCCCACCUGCGAGCACCCCUGGUUGUGUUUGUGCAGACACCUGGUCAAGCCUGAAGCACCGCCACCGGGAAUCGAACCCACGUCUCCGCGGCGAUGGGCUAACGUCGCUCUCCGCCGUGCUUCGAAGACCUCAGGAGCGACUACAAAUCGUCCAAAUAAAAAUUCGCUUUCGUUCCAUGCCCGCUCUGCGACCCAGGAGCUUUUUGGGGUGUCGUGUAUGGAUUCUGCUCACCGUUAUCCACCUCACCACGAAUUACUCCUUGUGCGCACCUGUGGGUCAGGGGUUGGCACUCAAGCUGGUGCCCAGACCGGUGCCACGCCUCCGGUCUGGCUCUGUGCCUAACAGAGAUGCGCCCAGCUCACAGCAUUGGAGGACUCUGGGUACCUUACACCGUAGCGUCACACAUCCUGUCCCGUUGCCAGGCAAGGUGGUUAAGGGUCUGAAACUCAGAGGGCAGAGGCUCAGACGGCCAUUGCAGAAACGGCACCUUUGCCCGGAAUGCCAGGCCAAGUACUCUUCCAGUGACGGGGACCUGAUAGCUUUCCUGGAGGAGAGCAAAGUGGACGCCGUAAGGUCUUUGUCGCGCCCCAGGAGACAGUUGAAAUGGGACGGAUAUGACAGCUCACAGGACAGCAGGACCACUACCGUGGAGGGAUAUAUCGACUGGGGACCAACAGGGGACGAGGACGAGGGCGAGGAUGAGGUUAAGAUAGUCCCCAACACCACUAUGUCCACGAAGGCCUUGACUACAACUGUAGCUAGCAUUACUACUACCACCGCCACACGGAGCCCUGGGAACCCCCAAAGGACGUACGCUGUGGUAACCACCAUGCACCCCCGGAGGCUGAGCACAACCCAGCCGAGUGUGAGCUUUGGGGUGACCGUCAAACCACCAAAGCCAAUGGGGGACACACCCGGGCUAGCUGUUCACCAGAUUAUCACCAUCACUGUGUCCCUGAUAAUGGUCAUAGCCGCCUUGAUAACUACACUAGUCCUUAAAAACUGCUGUGCGCAGUCUGGCAAUGGCCGCCACAGUAGCCAUCAGCGGAAGAUCAACCAGCAGGAGGAGAGCUGCCAAAACCUGACGGAUUUCACACCGGCACGCGUGCCAAGCAAGAUGGACAUCUUCAGCGCCUACAACGACAGUUUACAGUGCUCGCACGAGUGUGUCCGGCCCGCUGUCUCUGUCUACACAGACGAGAUGAUCCAGCACACUCCAAUGUAUAAGACCGCUUACAAUGGAAAUAGACCAUCGCCCACAGAAAGGCAGCUAAUCCCAGUGGCCUUUGUGUCCGAUAAAUGGUUUGAGAUCUCCUGCUGA
Molecule: messenger RNA, 1725 nt
Organism: Chanos chanos (milkfish)
Lineage: Eukaryota; Metazoa; Chordata; Actinopteri; Gonorynchiformes; Chanidae
Gene: ajap1
Product: adherens junctions associated protein 1
Exons: 6
Coding region: 1-1725 (574 amino acids)
Cellular component (GO): adherens junction; cytoplasmic side of plasma membrane; cell-cell contact zone
Molecular function (GO): beta-catenin binding
Source: RefSeq, a predicted model, not a curated record